AAACGGCUCGGAAGUGUGUUUUUACUGCGGAGUGAAAAUUAUCAACGUGAUUCGGUACCAUCAGUGUUGAUUCGUAAGGAUUUGAGACCAUUUCGCGUUCUGGUUGCGCAAUGAAUAACGAUCCCGGAAAGUGUGCCCUUUGCGGAGUGGCAUCCAACAUGAAGUGCGCCGGCUGCAAACGGAUCGCCUACUGCGGCCCGGAACAUCAGAAAAAACACUGGAGACAGCAGCACAAGAACGACUGCGCUAAGCCAUAUGAGAUUGUGCAACACUCUGAAAAGAACAAGCUUAAUCGCAACGAGGAAGUGGGUCGUUACUAUCGAGCAACGGAAAACAUUCCGAAGGGGACAACUCUUUUCAUCGAAAGCCCACUGGUUAUCGGACCCAAAUGGAAUCUGGCCGAGUACGAGCUGCGAUCGACGAUCGUUCCGUGUGUAGGCUGUUUUACCGACUGUCAGUUGGGUUUGUACCGAUGCGAAAAUUGCCACUGGCCAACAUGUAAACCUGACUGUCCCGGAUUAGAGAAUGCCAACCUGCACGUCCUCGAAUGCGGUAUGUUACGGCUUGGGCCAGGACCCAAGCCACGGGAUGAUCCGAAUGCCAUGUUUGACUACUACCGGUAUGACUCGUUACUUGCGCUCAAAUGUUUGGCUCUACAGAUGAUCGAUAGGAAACGGUUCGAGCAAAUGAUGCAGCUUGAAAGCCACUACGAAGCACGCAUGGGUUCUCAGUUCUACAAGGAAGCUGACGAACGGACUGUAAAGUACUUGUUGAAAAAUUUCGUUGAACCGCUAAAGAAAUUGGAACAAAAGCAGGGUAAAGUUGUACUGCCGGUUUGCGACACCAAGGCUUUGCAUAAGAUCUGCGGAAUUCUCGAGGUCAAUGCAAUGAUAAUUCCGCUGAGUAAUGGACGAGAGAUCUGUGGGUUAUAUCCGAACGGUUGUAUGUUGGAACACUGUUGCAUGCCAAAUUGUUACUACACCUUUGACUGCAGUAAGGGAAUGAAGCUAAAUUUCAAGGCAGGAAAAACUAUCAAAAGGGGUGAGCAUCUAUGUACAACCUACACACACUCCCUGUGGGGAACCCAGCAGCGACGCGAUCACCUAAAAAGUAACAAAUACUUUGCCUGUAGCUGCCUUCGUUGCUCGGAUCCAACUGAACUUGGAACCUACCUGAGCGCUCUAAGAUGUAUGGGAGUAGAUGAUAAUGCUUGCAAUGGAUUUCAGCUUCCGAUAUACCCACUGGAUGAUACCAGCAAUUGGAAGUGCAAUCAAUGCGCGAUCGACGUUCAGGCCGAUCAAGUCAACUUCCUGCUGUCGAAAAUAGGCGAGGAAGUUGAUUUUGCCAUGGACCGCAAAUCGUCCAUUAAACAGAUGGAUGACUUGGUAUCCAAACUAUCAACGUUUCUGCAUCCAAAUCAUUACUUUCUGCUUACGCUUAAACACUCGUUGAUUCAAAUGUACGGACACCUUAAUGGCUACUUAACUAGUCAACUCUCUGAUGCCAUACUGGCCCGCAAAGUCGAAAUUUGUCGGGAAAUGAUGAAGGUUAUUGACAUUCUAGAUCCGGACUCUUUUCGGCUCAGUUUGUACGCCGCCGUAAUCUUCUUCGAGCAACAGUCGGCCCUGAUCGAAAUCAACGAGCGGAAGCUGCGAUCGAAUGUUCCAAAAGAGGACUCUUCAGUUCAGAAAAAUUAUAACGACGCGUUGAACUGUUUAAAACGCGCCAAAGAGGUCCUUGCCUAUGAAAUGGGCACACGGCAGGGCAAGAAGCUUUCGGAGGAGGUGCAGAAAGCAACGGAGCGGUUAGAAGCAAUGAUCCUGUGUUGAUUCAAUGAAUAAUGAUUUUUAAUCACUUGGUUUUGCAUGAAUGUUAUAAAGUUUGGAAAAUAUUCAUUAUUUUUAAACAUAAA
Malaya genurostris is the source of this 1912-nucleotide messenger RNA. It is a transcript of the gene SmydA-5, whose product is annotated as SET domain-containing protein SmydA-8. The record is from RefSeq and is a predicted model, not a curated record. The transcript has 4 exons. Gene Ontology annotation, molecular function: protein binding. Bases 111 to 1829 code for a protein of 572 amino acids. NCBI's taxonomy places the organism in Eukaryota, Metazoa, Arthropoda, Insecta, Diptera, Culicidae.